Messenger RNA from Hypoxylon fragiforme, 1872 nucleotides. RefSeq lists its product as uncharacterized. The transcript has a single exon. Lineage: Eukaryota; Fungi; Ascomycota; Sordariomycetes; Xylariales; Hypoxylaceae. The record is from RefSeq and is a predicted model, not a curated record. The coding region runs from base 139 to 1680 and encodes 513 amino acids.
GUGCUCCAUUGACUCCGGUUGUACCCCCUAGUCAACCACUCUACUGCUUUCUUUCAUCUAUGACCUCACUUCAUUCCAUCCCACGAUAAAAUCGCUGCAGCCAGGUGCUAUGCGCAUCGGCUACAUAUUAUCUUCUCAAUGUACAAUAUUCGUCGUAUCAGUAUUGCGGUCCUCGCCGUCCUUAUCGUUGUCUUCAUAACUACCACCUUGCCUCGGGUUCUCAACCCUGUCCCACCCGACAAAGAAACCCGCGACGCUGACCAGCAAUGGAUUAAUACCUCUCCGCACUGGCUUGAUCGUCAAACUUGCCGCUGGCUUAGUCUUUGCGGCUUAUUUCACCUAAAAAAGGAUCCUCCGGAGAAGCCGAAGGACGACGGCCGCAGGCACGAGUUGAGACAUGUCAUAGGAGAGGCAUCAGAAAUCGCGUGGAGAGGAGGAAAUGACGGUGACAAGAAGCAGUUGAGGAACAUUCCGGAAUACGUGCUGAACUAUGCUCCGCUGGUUCAUCUCUACUCGCAAGAGUUCUUCUGGCCCUCUGAUAUUGCCGAACACAUCAAACAUGUGGUACCCGAUCUCGACGAAGACGCAUGGCCGUCUAACGGGUCCCAGACCUUAACCCUGUCAAACCUAAAUGAGCUGAGCUCUGAACUUGGGUUCCAACAUCUCAACAGUAAAGAUAACGUCGAAUCUCGGCCGAAGUGGCUUCACAGCAAGGACAGCAGGCCGAUCGCUUUUAGUGACGAGGAUGAUAAAGAUGAUGGGAAGGAUGAGGUUUCGGAACCUGAUCGAUGGCCUACCGACGAUACUACAUGGUUUGAUGUAGAUAGGGAUCACCCUCUACAUAGAAUUUCGGACCCGCGGAAACUUCCUGGUGGCAUCCCACAGAGACUGACACGGCGCUCGCGUAUCCUCCGUUCUCGUGACCAACAGAGGCUUAUAUCCCAAGCAGCGCAAGACUCACAGAAUGAAGGGAACAAACCGGAUGAGUCUGGGUACUCUCGCGCUCCAGUUACACUCGUUUUAGUAGAUAAGGGAUCUGGCAUCGUUGAUGCAUUUUGGUUUUUCUUUUACGCGUACAACCUAGGGCAAACGGUCUUAGGCACUCGUUACGGAAAUCAUGUCGGCGAUUGGGAACAUUGCAUGAUUCGCUUUGAAGCCGGCAUUCCCCGUGGGGUCUUCUUCAGCGAGCACGAGGGCGGGCAGGCGUAUGCUUGGGAUGCCGUAGAAAAACGUGGUAACAAGUCUGAGAUACAAAGGCCAGUUAUUUACAGUGCUGUGGGAUCACAUGCCAUGUACGCCACGCCCGGAAAUCAUGCGUACGUGCUUCCGUUCGGGAUGCUAAAGGACGUUACGGAUCGGGGCCCACUUUGGGAUCCGUCCAAGAAUUUGAGAGGCUAUUGGUAUGAUUAUACUACUACCAAGGACGAUGAAGGCUUAGAGCCUGUGGAGGAGAAUGCCGAUGCGCCCACGAGUUGGUUUCAUUACAACGGAACCUGGGGCGACAAAUUAUUCGGCUUAGAUGACGUGCGGCAAUGGCGUUUAUUCGGACAAUAUCACUACGUGACUGGCCCGCAAGGGCCCAAAUUCAAGAACCUCGGCAGGGAAAGAGUUUGUCAAACUUGGAGGUGUCGGAUUAUACACAGCAUAGCAGAGGGCAAGAAGGGGAGCUGGCAUUCAUAAGUAUACCAUAGACAGCACUACAGGCGUUACCGGGAUUAUAUACCCCAGCUGCAGUUGGGCUGGCUAACUAGACCUUGAAUUUCACGACUAUAUUUUGGAUCCAUCUGUUUUGAUUUGCUCGCAUCACAUCGCUUCGGCUCUGAUUAUUGACUAGUGCACGAAGCGAAACGAAGCGACUUACAAGUUACAACU